UAGCGCCCACACUCGAUAGAUCGCCCACUCCGCUUUUAUGUUCGAACACGUGUUUCCCUCGAAUACUGAUAGGUCGCCCACCUUCCAAAAAUAGCGAUGCCCGAAGGUUGAGAAAGGUGCCGGAGGGUAGGGGAGAAGGUUUGGAAAGCCUAGGAUUCCCUUCACAAAAAGAAGAGGCCACACACAAUAAGGGAGAUAAGAUAACGGAACGAACCCGGAAAGCGGUCAAGGUCACUUAUUGAAUGACUUCAGGAAAGCGUUGAAGGUCACUUAGUGGUUGUCGUCAGAUCGCCCGAGAACCCCAGAAAAUCUUUCGACCAGCAAACUGUGAAGACGCUUCUUGUGUAUACUCGGGAUGAGGUCCAGCUAUACUAUCCAGAAGAAAGUGGAAGUCGUGGAAUGGCACCGCAAGAACGGAGCUAACGUGAGCAAGACUACGCGCCAUUUCGAAGUUGACCGGAAGCGUGUACGGGAAUGGAAUACGAGCUACCAAGUACUUCUACAACAAUGCCAUGGAACGAAAAAGUUGAAGAGAGCAAUAGGUAGGGGACGACCCGUUUUUAGUGAAGAAAUCGACGACGCACUGAUGGACUUCCUGGAGACUGAGAGAUCCGCCGGUCGAGCAGUCAGAAAUCGCCUGCUUCAAGAGCAUGCGCGGAAACUGGCAGAACAGAUGGGCCUAGGAAACUUCCAAGCGUCAUGCCAGUACAUAGCUAACUGGAAGAAGCGAUUUAAUGUGUCUAUGCGGGUGGGGACCAACGAAAGUCAGAAGCUGCCUGCCGACUACGUUGAAGCAAUUACGGUGUUCCGAAAGGCUGUGUCAACUCUGCGCCUGGAGCACAACUACUCGGACUACAACAUAGCCAACAUGGAUCAGACUAUGGUCCGGAUGGAUUGCCCUGCUGCGAGAACCAACAAUGCUGUCGGCGAGUCGAGUAUUCGCAUCGCCAACACCGGCUGUGCUCGGCGAGGGAUGACGGUGGCCUUGCGCGCGACGGCAGCGGGCAUCAAGCUACCUGCUUUGAUCGCACUGAAGGAGCCAACCGGCCGGAUUCCCCCCAGAGUACUCUUUUCUCUAAGGAUUCCAGGUAUGUUGUAAUUAAUCACCAUUCAGGGUAUAAAUGUCGAAACAAAGCCUUAGAAAUACGUAAAAAUAAGGCUGACAGCAUUUUUUUUUUUUAAAUAGAGCGACUGUUGCGUCAAGAGGUUGUGGACUUCGUGGCUCAGGCGUGGGCCUGCGUCUCCGAGGAUACCGUGCGGAGUUCGUUCAAACGGUGCGGA
Ixodes scapularis (black-legged tick) is the source of this 1281-nucleotide messenger RNA. RefSeq lists its product as uncharacterized. Gene Ontology annotation, molecular function: sequence-specific DNA binding. The transcript has a single exon. The coding region runs from base 356 to 1099 and encodes 247 amino acids. The record is from RefSeq and is a predicted model, not a curated record. Lineage: Eukaryota; Metazoa; Arthropoda; Arachnida; Ixodida; Ixodidae.